AUGUCGGAGGACGACGUCGACAUGCUCGGCCCCGACGGGCAGGGGUCAUCCAAAGUUGACCGUGACCGCCGUGCGCCGAGGUUCAGUUGGACGCCCGCAUACGAGACGACUUUUUUUCGCAGCCUUUGCGAAAGCGUCCAGUUGGGCUUGCGCGAGAACAGCAGUUUCAAAGCGGAGGCGUGGGACCGCGCUGCUCUAGCCCUGCAGGACAGCCACGGCGCGUAUCCUGCCAAGAGCCACCUGAUCAACAAGAGCGACAAUGCGCGGAAGCGGUUUCGACUAUGGCGAGGGCUUCGCGAAGACCCCGAGUUUAUGUACAAUCCCGUCUCCAAGACGGUGACGGCUACUGAGGAGGCCUGGAGAGCGCACAUAGAGAGAGAACCGCUGUCGAGGGCUCUGAGGGGUCGGCCGUUUGAUCAUGAAGAGUACAUGGAGAUACUGUACCCCGAUGUCAUCGGGUCUGGUGGUGCGCCAAAGAGGAUAAUGAAACCUCGUCGUAGGACAGAUGGACAGCCAGGCGACGAGUCAGAUAUGCCGGGGACGGGCGUUUUGAAUCUUCAACCAGAGUCUGCAUCUGGACAAAAUACUCUUGAAAGCCCUGGUCCUGCUCGCUCAUCUUUGAGCCAAACGCCAAUUGGCUCCGCCACAGCAUCAGGUACUCAGCUGAAGCCAAGCUCUACCACGAUCCCUCCACGAACUACACCGACGCAGCCUUCCGCUCUCACUCCUCCAGAUGAGUCGGCCAACCACGCGAAGAAACGGGUGAUGCCCGCUCCUCAAACUGAAGGCGCGUUUGGUGCAACGCCGCCGCCUUCUGCCGCCAAGUCGGGCAAUGCCAUGGCAGACGCCCCGUCGCCCGAGAAGAAACGACGAACCUCUAUACACGGUGACCCUGUGCCUGUUGUCACGUCGACUUCGAGCAACUGCCUUCACCAUGCUUCAUCGUCCGACUCGCCUACUGCUGUGCAGCUCCCACCGCCAGUGACCCUGGCAACUCCUCAGACGACAGCCGCAGACUCGCAGCCAAACGGAUUGUCAACCUGUUUAAGCAGCUCGCGAUGGUGCGAACUAGCUCUGGAGCAGUUCUUCAAGGAUUUUGCAGGCGAGGACAUGGACCUUCAAAUACGAGUUGCGGAAACGGUUUUGGUUGAUGAGAGCAGAGCACUGGUGUAUUGCAAAAUGCCCUGGUGCGUGAAACAACACUGGAUAAAGAAACUUGAUGAGACGUUCCGGAAAAUGCGGUUUCAAAGCUCCUGGCCUGGCCUGGCCCGGCCUGCAUCACAUGAAGCCAUUGAUCUGCCCACCACCCUCUUCUCAUCUUCCGUCUUAUCUUCCCUAAACCGGUCAUCCUCAGUGUCUUACGCCGACGUAGCCGCCAGUGGCCCCAAGCAGUCCCCCGAGGACGCUGCCGCCCCCCGACCCGCCGAGGUCGUCACCACCGAGUCCGCCUCCACAGCCUCCCUCAUCGACGUCGACGUCCCUAGCGUGCGCACCGUGCCCUCCGACUUCCUCGAGCAGGACGUCCAGACGGAAACCCAGGCCGGGCGGCUGGAGCGCGACGUCGAAGCGGCCAAGGCCAAGGCCGAGCAGGCCAGGAAGAAGGCGGGGAAAAAGGCACGCGACACCGACUCGUGGCUCGUCAGGCAGUUUUCGAGCCUGUCCGACGGCAGCGCCGGAGCCCUGGUCAUCACGAAUGUCGCUGCUGUUGUUGGCGUGAGCUCCUACCUGGGCUAUCGCGCCUGGGGCCUCUACGAGAAGGGCAACCUGACCUGGAAGAAUGCCGGUGUCGGUGUUGGAAUACUGGCCGGCGUGGGUGCCGUUGAGGCUGUUUUUGGGCGGUACUUGUACAAGGGCAAGAAGAAUGGCUCGUCCUGA
Messenger RNA from Metarhizium brunneum ARSEF 3297, 1875 nucleotides. The record is from RefSeq and is a predicted model, not a curated record. Lineage: Eukaryota; Fungi; Ascomycota; Sordariomycetes; Hypocreales; Clavicipitaceae.